Malaclemys terrapin pileata is the source of this 3332-nucleotide messenger RNA. RefSeq lists its product as uncharacterized. The record is from RefSeq and is a predicted model, not a curated record. The transcript is spliced from 2 exons. Lineage: Eukaryota; Metazoa; Chordata; Testudines; Emydidae. Bases 1330 to 2244 code for a protein of 304 amino acids.
GUCCUCUUUUUUGAUUGUUGAAAUAUGGUAACCCUAUUAUAGGCCCAUAAUUUUUUCAGGAAUCUUGUAGUUUUGAAUGAUCAAGAAGAAAUUACCCUCAAUAUGCAGGAUGAAGAAUGGACACCUCUGGCCCAAUAUUUUGCAGUUCUUCCCUCAGAAGAAACAGAUCUCUUGGCAUGAUUCUCAGUGGUUUUGUGUAAGCCAGGGGAAGUGGUGGGGAGGAAGAUCCUAUAUCCCUGGAAAUAAGUUUUCUUUCUCCUAUCUGCAUCCAUGACUCAAUCCAUUUCAACAUUUGAAAGAAAAUAUUACUGUAAAGCCAUGAGUUUUGUGAGUCCUUGAAGUUGUUAACUGGUACAAUAUCAUCUUCUGAUUCAUCAGUGAAUUCAGAGAGCCAAAUUUAUCACUGGUAUGUCUCCACUGCCUUCACCUGAGUUACAACAGGGUUGCAUUUGUUCCAGUGUAAGUGACUGUUUAAUAGGAAUGCCAUAUACUUUUAUAAUUUUACAUAAUAUUCCAAAUAUAGACUCAGACUCUUAAGCCUCAAGUAAUAUUUAAGCUUCCCAUUUACUUCUCUUACAAUAGCCCAUUCGAUAUUGCCCAGUACUCACUUAUUUUUAAGCAACAUUCUCUAUAUUUUCCAGUUUCCUAUUAAAUAUUUUCCUAUUAAAUAUUUUUUUAAUUUAAAGUUUGAAAGAGAAUGAGUAUCUGCUAUUUUCAUUUUAUUGUUAGCACUGUAGUACAAGCAUUUCUCCUCUCCUUGACACAUAACUUAACUGAUUAUAAUCAGUUUAAGUUCCCCACCACAGUAGAGCUGAAGAACUCGGAUAGCUAUAUCUUAUUUGAGAGCAGGGGUUUUUCCAUUGUCUUGCGAGGAGUGCCUGCAGUACUUUGAUUUGUCGUGGAGGGCCCUUGGGUUGGAUUAGAUCCGUGAUUCUCAAUCUAUUUUCCACUGUGGGCCGCAUAUGUAGCUCCAUGUGUUAUGUGGGCUGCAACCACACAAUAUAUAUGCUAUCUGUAUGGCCCCAAGAACGUCACAUGGGCUGCAACUGUGUGCUGAUUGGGCUGCAAGUGGCCCACAGGACACAGGUUGAGAACCACUGGAUUAGAUCCACACCCCAUUUAGUCUUAAUCCAUCCCUAGAGAAAGCAAACCAGUGAAAGGACUCUGACAGACGUGCGCAGGCUGAAAUUGUGGACAAACAAUAUCACUUGUCCCAUAACCUCAGCCGUACAAAAUGCAAUGCCAUCCACAGCCUCAGAAACAACUCUGACAUUAUAAUCAAAGGGGCUGACAAAGGAGGUGCUGUAGUCAUAAUGAACAGGUUGGAUUAUGAACAGGAGGCUGCCAGGCAAUUCUCCAAGACCACAUUCUACAGGCCACUAUCCUCUGAUCCCACUGAGGAAUACCAAAAGAAACUACACCAUCUACUCAAGAAAUUCCCAGCUACAGUAUAUUUACAUGGACAGCCCCUCAGAACCCCGACCAGGGGUAUUCCAUCUGCUACCCAAGAUCCAUAAACCUGGAAAUCCUGGACGUCCCAUCAUCUCUGGCAUUGGCACUCUUACAGCAGGAUUAUCUGGCUAUUUGGACUCUCUUCUCAGACCCUACACUCCCAGCUAUCUUCGAGACACCACCGAUUUCCUGAGGAAACUACAAUGCAUUGGUGUUCUUCCUGAAAACACCAUCCUGGCCACCAUGGAUGUAGAAGCACUUUACACCAAUAUUCCACAUGAGGAUGGACUACAAGCUGUCAGGAACAGUAUCCCUGAUGAGGCCACAGCAAGCCUGGUGGCUGAGCUUUGUGACUUUGUCCUCACCCACAACCACUUCAGAUUUGGGGACAACUUAUACCUUCAAGUCAGUGACACUGCUAUGGGUACCUGCAUGGCCCCACAGAAUGCCAACAUUUUUAUGGCUGACUUAGAACAAUGCUUCCUCAGCUCUCGUCCCCUAGUGCCCCUCCUCUACUUGUGCUACAUUGAUGACAUCUUCAUCAUAAUGACCCACGGAAAGGAGGUCCUUGAAGAAUUCCACUUGGACUUCAACAAUUUCCACUCCACCAUCAACCUCAGCCUGGACCAGUCCACACAAGAGAUCCACUUCCUGGACACUACAGUGCAAAUAAGUGAUGGUCACAUAAACACCACCCUAUACUGGAAACCUACUGACCGCUAUACGUACCUACAUGCCUCCAGUUCCAUCCAAAACACAUCACAUGAUCCAUUGUCUACAGCCAAGCUUUAAGAUACAACCGAAUUUGCUCCAACCCCUCAGACAGAGACAAACACCUACAAGAUCUUUAUCAAGCAUUCGUAAAACUACAAUACCCACCUGGGGAAGUGAGGAAACAGAUUGACAGAGCAAGACGGGUACCCAGAAAUCACCUACAACAGGACAGGUCCAACAAGGAAAAUAACAGAACACCACUGGCCAUCACAUACAGCCCCCAGCUAAAACCUCUCCAGCACAUUAUCCACGAUCUACAACCUAUCCUGGAAAUUGAUCCCUCACUCUCACAGACCUUGGGAGGCAGGCCAGUCCUCGCUUACAGACAACCCCUCCAACCUGAAGCAAAUACUCACCAGCAACUACACACCACACCACAGAAACACCAACCCAGGAACCAAUCCCUGUAGCAAACCUCGUUGCCUACUCUGUCCCCAUAUCUACUCUGGUGACACCAUCAGAGGACCCAACCACAUCAGCCACACCAUCAAGGGCUCAUUCACCUGCACAUAUACUAAUGUUAUGUGCCAUCAUGUGCCAGCAAUGAUGUGCCAUCAUGUGUGCCAUCAUGUGCCAGCAAUGCCCCUCUGCCAUGUACAUUGGCCAAACCGGACAGUCCCUCUGCAAAAGAAUAAAUGGACACAAAUCGGACAUCAGGAAUGGUAACAUACAAAAGCCAGUAAGUGAACACUUCAAUCUCCCUGGUCAUUCUAUUACAGAUUUAAAAGUCACUAUUAUUGAACAACAACAAAAAAUAAAAAACUUCAGAAACAGACUUCAAAGAGAAACAGCAGAACUAAAAUUCAUUUGCAAAUUUAACACCAUUAAUCUGGGCUUGAAUAGGGACUGGGAGUGGCUGGCUCAUUACAGAAGCAGCUUUUCCUCUCCUGGAAUUGACACCUCCUCAUCUAUUAUUGGGAGUGGACUACAUCCACCCUGAUAGAAUUGGCCCUGUCAACACUGGUUCUCCACUUGUGAAGUAACUCCCUUCUCUCCAUGUGUCAGUAUCUAAUGCCUGCAUCUGUAACUUUCACUCUAUGCAUCUGAAGAAGUGAGGUUUUUACCCACGAAAGCUUAUGCCCAAAUAAAUGUUAGUCUUUAAGGUG